AUGAGCGGCAGAGAAAUCGGUAAUUAUGGGAGCGCGGUUCAGAUCCACAGAAACAGACCAGCUGAUGAGCGGCGUUUGAUUCGUCAUCCUGGAUUCUGUUUGAUGUUUAUCCGAUUAAUGAGACGCUCAAACAAAAAGAAACAAGCGAAACGCUUUGAUUUCAUCAGGAUUGUAGUCGAGGGUCUGUUCACAUCGUUUAGCUGCCAGCGGCGCCAAAACAUGUUCAGAUACUCCAACAACCACGACCAAUCAGGAGCUACGGGAACCAAAAAAGGAAAAACAACCACCGCCGCCGCCGAGGAAUACUGCAGCAACGCAACCGUACACAGGGAAGAGAGGGAGGGAGAAGAGGAGGAGAGAGGAAGAGAGGAAGAGACAGAGGAAGAGAGGGAGGAAGAGACAGAGGAAGGAGGAAGAGAGGAAGAGAGGGAGGAAGAGAGGAAGAGACAGAGGAAGAGAGGGAGGAAGAGGAGGGAGGGAGGAAGAGAGGAAGAGAGGGAGGAAGAAGAGGAAGAAGAGGAAGAGGGAGGAGAGAGGAAGGAGGAGGGAGGAAGAGAGGAAGAGAGGGAGGAAGAGGAGGAAGAGGAGAGAAGAAGAGAGGAAGAGAGGGAGGAAGAAGAGGAAGAAGAGGAAGAGGGAGGAGAGAGGAAGGAGGAGGGAGGAAGAGAGGAAGAGAGGGAGGAAGAGGAGGAAGUAUGUGGGAGAGAGGGAGGAAGAGGAAGGAGGAAGAGACAGAGGAAGAGAACGAGGAGGGAGGAAGAGAGGGAGGAAGAGAGGGAGGAAGGAAGAGGAGAGAGGGAGGAAAAGAGGAAGGACGAGAGGAAGGAAGAGAGAGGAUUGAGGAGAGAGGAAGCGGGGGAGGAAGAGGACAAGGAGGGUGAAGAGAGGAAGAGAGGAAGAGGAAUAGGAAGUAAAAAAAGGGAUGAACUAAUUCGUUGUAUUAAAUUAAAGGUAAAGAGACAGGACAUGUGACCUUUGACUGUGUGUGUGUGUGUGUGUGUGUGUGUGUGUGUGUGUCUGUGUGUGUGUGUGUGUGUGUGUGUCUCUUUGAUCGUCAGAUGAUCCUCCUGUCAGGACUUCGGACAUUCAGCCGUUUGUUUUUCAGCCCAGCUGGAUAAAGACCUGAACUGUUGGGGGGUCCAGGACCUGUGUGGGGGGGCUGCAGGUUUCAGGAGGUCUCAUGUCUGUUUGUGGUAAAUGUGUUUUUUUUAUUGGGAGCUUCUCUAAGAACAAAGUUACCCCCAGUGUUCACCACAUCAUGAACGGCAGCGAUUCUCGCCGUCCGCCAACUUCUAUCAGAUCAGUUUGUGAGGCGAAUUUCAUGGCGGGCAGCAGGAAUCACAAGAACCCUCAGAUUCACGUUCAAUCACUCGAUAAUGAGUUGUCUCUCUAAAGACAGACACAUAGACAUAUAAGCAGUAGAUUGUGUCCUUCCAGAGGACUUCUAGAAUCAGCAUCUCCUCAUCCAUGGUGUCAUCGGGGUGAAAUGACGUCUAAAAACCUUUCACUUGUUCGUCUCCGCCCGUUUGCAUGGUGUGAAAUACGAUCCUCCUGAAACACGGAGUGUUUUAUUUUGAAAAGAAGACAGAUGUUUUAUUUUGUGUCUGUGCCCGACUUCCUUUCCAGCACGGGUUAAUCUGUGCUGAAUUUAUCCGCCAUGCUCCGGCGUCCAGAAAAAAUAGAACUCUUGUGAUCAGCUGAGGAGUCCGGCGAUCCUCAGAGGAACGGAAAGAAGUCGGUGUAAAUUGACACGUUAACUUGAAUGUUUACGAUCAGCUACGAUCGGAGGAUACGACCUUUUAGGAGACGAUCAGGAUGAAGGUGGAGGUCGGAGGUUAUUUUCAACUUCUGCAUGUUUGACCUUUGACCUCUGUGUCAGUUUUGACAGACAGGUCGACUGGUGGAGGAUGCCAGUCUAUCAGACAGCAGCUCCGGUUCUGGAGGCUGAGCGCGGGGCUCUCAGGGCCGCACGUCGGGGGCCGGGGGGCCGGCGUGUGAAGGUGGAGGGCGGGUUAAGUGUGAGGUAAUUGAAGCGGGGCUUUUGUAGGACUCUGCUCUGAAUCCACAGGAGGGGGGGGGGGGCUUUAAUGAAUGGAGGCCGUCAUUAAAAUGAUCAGUAUUUCCUCUGAGAUCACUUCCAAUUUAAAUGUGCGGGGAAAAGAGAAAAGGACUAAUUGAAAGAUCUUUUUUUCUUCUUCUUCUGCCAUUCAAAGUGUAAAUUUGGACCCUGGGAGAAGAAGAAGAAGAAGAAGGAGGAGGAGGAGGAGGAGGAGGAGAAGGAGGAGGAGGAGAUUGUUUGUAGCUUUAGCUCACUAGUUCCAAUUACUGGUCUUUGUGCCGCCGUUAAAGCCGUGAGGGAGCGAGAGACGCACACGUUUAACCUCAGACAGGAACAGACGGCCGCCAUGUUUUCUUUAGAUCAGGGCGAGAAUCAGAGAGAUGGAGGCAGCAGCUGCAGGAACCUCCAUCAUCACAGCGACAGGUGA
This is a messenger RNA of Xyrichtys novacula (pearly razorfish), 2486 nucleotides long. Lineage: Eukaryota; Metazoa; Chordata; Actinopteri; Labriformes; Labridae. The record is from the annotation of a GenBank genome assembly.